Molecule: messenger RNA, 3170 nt
Organism: Chroicocephalus ridibundus (black-headed gull)
Lineage: Eukaryota; Metazoa; Chordata; Aves; Charadriiformes; Laridae
Gene: RTKN2
Product: rhotekin 2
Exons: 14
Coding region: 972-2804 (610 amino acids)
Biological process (GO): positive regulation of cell population proliferation; hemopoiesis; signal transduction
Source: RefSeq, a predicted model, not a curated record
GUGGCCGGCAGGCCGGGUUUAGCGAUCUGCUCGCCGGGAGACUCGGCUGACACAUAGUUUGCCACGUAGGAGACGGGCCGCUCGGCUUCCACCUCUCGCUUCGUGCCCUCGAAGGAGGCAUCACAAAAAUUCAGGACUACAUGUUGACCUUCUGCCCAACUAAGCAAAAGGAAAGACUUCAACUGACCUCAGCAGGCUGGAAUGGAGAAAUGAGGUACCAAGGUUAAUAAUUCUGCCUUUUAACUUAUCCCUGGCUUUGCACAUUUUCCUUCUGGCAAAUGCUGACAGCUGCGUGGGAAGCAGCGAGGCUCCGUGCCGGUGACCGCCACCCGCCCGGGAGGGAGGCAGGCGGCGCGCCGGGAGGCCGGGGGGAUGGCAGACACCGCUCUGGCGCGUUGGCUGGACCCGCUGAAGACACCCAGAGCUGCGCGACCGGCAGCAGCGGACAGAGAUGGCUCCCGUUCCUCUACGCUCAACCCAAUGAAUAAUUAAUGCCCUUUUCAUAUAAAAUAGCAUAAUGUACUUUUCUCAGUGCGCGCUACUAGCACAGCUACGGAUUCUAUUAAAGCUGUGUAAUUAAAUGAACUGCAGGAAACCAAGGAAACGGUUUAGAAUUCGUGGCUACAGCUCGUUUAAAGAACAUUCACCAGAGCGCAGCGGCACCGGCCCGCUCCAGAGAAGUAAGUUAACGAGGGACGACGAAACCGGGGGCCCAGCAAGGUAUUGUCUUAAAAUUGAUCGUCCAGCACUGUCCGGGCUACGCGGCGUGGGGCGAACACACGUUUACGGGCGCUAUCAGGCCGGUGAUUCCGCCGGGGCGGCCGCUCUCCCGCCUGUCGCGCUGCUGUCGCGCCGGGGCGGCCGAAGCCCGCGGGGCGCCGCAAAGCGCGGACGUCCCCGGGCUGCGGUGGGCGGGGCGGCGGCGGCCGUUGCGGGAGUUUUGAACGGCGGCGGCGGCGGCGCUGAGGAGGAUGCGGCCGUGUCGGACGGGCGCCGGCGGACAGGGGCCGGAAUGCGACAUCCAAGAGAAGAUUAACUUUGAAAUCCGCAUGCGAGAAGGCAUCUGUAAACUACUUGCCGUGAGCACACAAAAAGACCAACUCUUGCAAGCGGUUAAAAACCUGAUGGUUUGCAAUGCUCGUAUACUUGCAUACAGGACAGAGCUACAGAACAAAAAAGAAGGGCCGGUCUCCUGCGGAACUGAAGAAGGGUCUUCAGCAAAUGGGUCAAAAGACCGGGUGGCAUGCGGAGCAAAGGUUGCUGUAACAGAUAUUCGAAUACCGUUAAUGUGGAAAGACUCUGAUCACUUCAGCAAUAAAGAAAAAUCACAGCGCUAUGCAGUUUUUUGUUUGUUCAGAAUGGGAGCUGAGGUUUUUGAUACAGAGGUGGCUGUUGUGGAUAAAGCAAUAACAGAUAUCUGUUUUGAAAAUGUAACCAUAUUUGAUGAAGCAAGACCAGAUUUCCAGGUGAAGGUUGAAGUGUAUAGUUGCUGUACAGAGGAGUCUUUAUAUGUAACAAACACUCCUAAGAAACUAGCAAAGAAGCUUAAAACAUCCCUCAGUAAAGCUACAGGGAAGAAACUCAAAGCUUCGCUGGAAGAAGACAUCACUGAAUCACUGUUGCCUGCUGACCCGGUCAUCCACGGAGCAAAGUACAGUUUGCUAGCGUAUACCACUCUGGGGCUGGAGAGCGCUGGCGACAAUUUCAAGACCCACAACCUUACCAUUACAGGAAAUGAGGAAUCCUCUUUUUGGGUCCCCCUGUAUGGAAGCAUGUGCUGCCGUUUAGUUGCCCAGCCUUCCUGCAUGGCCAGGGACAUGAUGGCAGGAUUUCUUAGUCAGCAGCAAACGCUAGGAAGCCUAACUAGCUGGAGGAGGCUGUAUUGCGUACUAAGAGGUGGCAAGCUCUUUUGUUAUAACUCACCAGAAGAAAUUGAGGCUAAACUGGAGCCAGCAUUGACAGUUUCCAUCAACAAGGAAACCAGAAUUCGAGCUGUGGAUAAGGACCCCAAGAGAAGAACUAAUAACUUCUCUGUUAUCAACCCCAUGUCUGGAGAGGCUGUGACGCAACUUUUUGCUACUGACAGUAGGGACGACCUUCAUAAGUGGAUGGAGGCUUUCUGGCAGCACUUCUAUGAUCUGAGCCAGUGGAAACAUUGUUGUGAAGAACUUAUGAAAAUUGAGAUUAUGUCACCACGGAAACCACCUUUGUUCUUGACAAAAGAAGCGACCUCCGUCUACCAUGAUAUGAGCAUUGAUUCUCCAGUGAAACCUGAGGGCUUAGCUGAUAUCAUACAAAGAAAAAUCAAAGAGAGCGAUGGUGAGUUCCUGCUUGGCCAGCAAAAAGAAUCUGCGUCUUCCUUAUGGGCCUCACUCUUUGAUGGAUCUCAUGAGAUGGUUGUUCAGAAAAACAUGCAUCCGGGCUCAAAAAGAGAUACUGCAAGUCCUACUGAUGGCAGAGGAAAGAAAAGAAGAGCUCCGCCUCCACCUUCUGAUAAGUUACCAUACACUGCAAAAGCCCAGGUGAACACAGAGCAAUUGGGCAAGGAAAACCAGGAGAAGCCUGAGCGCACAUCUGCUGGUACUUCUUCCUUUGAUUCAAAGUUAUCUACAAUAACGCAGCAGUUGCAGACACCCAUUGCUGCUCCUCGCAAAAUUGGUCCUUGUAGAAAAAUCAGUUUAGCUGGCCAUGGGAAUCCCAGUUCAUUGGUUACCAAGACUGAGUCGGAAACAAAACCAGUACUAACCCCCAGACAGAAAUGCAUUACGGAAAUGCUAGACCCUAGGUCAUGGUUGCAGCCAUAGACACCAUAAUUAGCUGAGUAGGGUCCCUGGAAUUUUACAUUUCUCAGCCUUAUACCGUAACUCUUGAGCAAAAAUAGAUUUUUAGCAUAUAGCUUGUAAUUAUUGAGGCUAAAGUUGUUUUUUUUUUCUUUUAACCAGGGCAUUACUACUAGCUGCAGUCUCAGCUGUGCUCAUUAUCGCUAACAUCUAAAUAAUUGCACUAGUAACAGAGGGGGGUUAUCUCUAUCUGAAAUAACGGUGCAACUUCUGAAAAGAGCGGUUCGGUACUUUCCCCUUGAAGAACCAGCGGUGUUCAGGGUAACUCGGUGUCCCUGCAGCAGGGAUGUUACCAUCACCUUCUACCGGUCCCGCAGCUUGGCCCAUCUG